Molecule: messenger RNA, 2605 nt
Organism: Setaria italica (foxtail millet)
Lineage: Eukaryota; Viridiplantae; Streptophyta; Magnoliopsida; Poales; Poaceae
Product: probable protein transport Sec1a
Exons: 21
Coding region: 262-2247 (661 amino acids)
Biological process (GO): intracellular protein transport; vesicle-mediated transport
Cellular component (GO): secretory granule; plasma membrane
Molecular function (GO): syntaxin binding
Source: RefSeq, a predicted model, not a curated record
CUUGGCUGGUGGCGGCCGACGACCUCUUCGAGAACAGGGAAAGACUCUUCCUCCUCGUUGCUUCCCCCUGCCCGCACUCUGACGCGGCAAUCUCGCGCCCCGUCUCCCGCUUCCGCUCCGCUUACUCGUCGUUGCCGUCGUGCUCCGAUCUCCGCCGCCGCGGCCGCUGCACCAAGUCGGGGCUGAGUGAUCUCUCCGGCUGACGAGUCUAGGCCGAGGCGCCGUCGCCGGCAGCAGGAGGCGGGGAAGAUCUCCGGCGCCAUGUCGUUGGAUUCGGACACCUCCUCGCAGGGCGGGGACCACAGGAGCUUCCGCCAUAUCACGCGAGAUCGUCUAUUAUUUGAAAUGCUAAGAUCAACUAGGAAGAAUUCGAAAUCAACAUGGAAGGUUCUUAUCAUGGAUAAGUUUACAGUCAAGAUUAUGUCGUAUGCAUGUAAGAUGGCAGAUAUCACAGAAGAAGGGGUUUCAUUGGUCGAAGAUUUAUAUAAACGGAGGCAACCAUUGCCGUCACUGGAUGCCAUAUAUUUCAUCCAACCAACUAAAGAAAACAUUGUCAUGUUCCUAUCUGACAUGUCAGGAAGAAGCCCUUUGUACAAGAAGGCAUAUGUGUUUUUCAGUUCUCCCGUACAUAAAGAAUUAGUUGCUCAAAUAAAGAAGGAUUCAAGUGUACUACCUCGUAUCGGCGCACUUAGUGAGAUGAAUCUGGAGUACUUUGCUAUUGAUUCCCAGGGUUUCACAACUGACCAUGAGAGGGCAUUGGAAGAACUUUUUAGCGAAAAUGCAGAAGGGUCUCACAAGUACAAUGCUUGUCUGAACACAAUGGCUACUCGUAUAUCUACAGUAUUUGCAUCAAUGAGGGAAUUCCCCCGUGUACACUACCGUGUUGCCAAGACAAUUGAUGCUUCUACAAUGACAACACUACGAGACUUGGUCCCCACAAAGCUUGCUGCUGGUGUGUGGAAUUGUCUUGCGAAGUAUAAAACGACAAUACCUGAAUUUCCUCAAACAGAAACAUGUGAAUUACUUAUAGUAGACCGUUCAAUAGACCAGAUUGCGCCAAUUAUUCAUGAAUGGACGUAUGAUGCCAUGUGCCAUGAUCUGCUAUGUAUGGAUGGCAACAAGUAUGUUCAUGAGGUUCCAAGUAAAAAUGGGUCAGCAACUGAAAAAAAGGAGGUCCUGUUAGAAGAUCAUGACCCUAUCUGGCUUGAGCUUAGGCAUGCCCAUAUAGCAGAUGCAAGCGAGAGGCUUCAUGAUAAGAUGACCAACUUCGUUUCAAAGAACAAAGCAGCACAACUGCACCAAGCAAGCAGAAACGGUGGAGAAGUAUCUACAAGAGAUUUACAAAAAAUGGUUCAGGCUCUUCCACAGUACAGCGAUCAAAUUGACAAGCUUUCCCUGCAUGUUGAGAUUGCAGGAAAACUCAAUAACAUAAUACGGGAGCAAUGUCUGCGGGAUGUUGGACAGCUAGAACAAGAUCUUGUGUUUGGCGAUGCUGGAACGAAAGAACUAAUCAAUUUUUUGAGAACACAAUUGGGUGUAAGUCGUGAAAAUAAGUUGCGCUUGCUGAUGAUUUAUGCAGCACUUAACCCGGAGAAGUUCGAAAGCGACAAGGGUGCAAAAUUGAUGCAGUUGGCAGGAUUAUCUGUUGAUGACAUGAUUGCUGUAAAUAAUAUGCGUUGCUUAUGUGGGCCUGAUACAAAAAAGUCCUCAGGAGGAGGUUUUACACUAAAAUUUGAUGUUCAUAAGAAGAAACAUGCACAUCGAAAAGAGCGAACAUGGGAAGAAUCAGCAUGGGCGCUCUCCCGAUUUUAUCCUGUUUUAGAGGAAUUGAUUGAGAAGCUUAGCAAAGGUGAGCUGCCAAAAGAUGAAUAUAACUGUAUGAACGACCCUAGUCCUAGUGCUCAUGGAGUGCCAACCAGUAGCUCUGUCCGAACAAGUCCAGCUCACUCAAUGCGAUCUAGACGAACAGGUGGCACAUGGGCCAGACCUCGUGGAUCUGAUGAUGGAUAUUCAAGUGAUUCUGUGUUGAAGCAUGCAUCCAGUGACUUCAAAAAACUUGGGCAGCGUAUAUUUGUUUUUGUAAUUGGCGGUGCUACUCGUUCAGAGUUACGUGCUGCACACAAACUUUCGUCCAAGCUGAAGCGGGAGGUCAUCCUUGGUUCAUCUAGCCUUGACGAUCCCCCCCAAUUCAUCACAAAACUGAAGUUGAUGUCAGCAGAACUGUCACUUGAUGAUCUUCAGAUAUAAAUAGCGUCAUACCCACUUGGAAGUUGGAAUGGUGCUGUUCAAUGUUCACCGUAAAUUGUAUGUAUCCUUUUUAUUUUCUUCAUAAUUCUUGUAUCAGCUCGUGUGUGAGGCAGCAUCAUAUUCAUUUGGUAGAAAGUGUAUCAUCAACACUACCUGUAGUCUUGAUUGCGAAAGUGUAUAAUCAACACCACCUGUAGUCUUGAUUGAAUGAAUGUACAUAAUAGUGGGCAACAGCUCUAACCAUACGGAUCAUCUUUUUUAAGAUUGGGCCAAUGAUUUGUUGGUUUCUUUAUCCACAUAUGUUGAAACUGGUUACAUACACUGUAAAUGUAAUUGUAUGAUGGUAGUAGUUCAUUAA